Molecule: messenger RNA, 8355 nt
Organism: Bursaphelenchus xylophilus (pine wood nematode)
Lineage: Eukaryota; Metazoa; Nematoda; Chromadorea; Rhabditida; Aphelenchoididae
Source: the annotation of a GenBank genome assembly
AUGGAGUUAAUCAACCACCAUAAAGUAUGCCUUCACUUCGAACCAAAUAUUUUCAACAAAAGUCGAUGCCAACAUUGUUUUCGAGUCAAGGAGCAACACCAAAAAUAUGACUACAUUCGAAAAAAGGUAAUUUGAUUGCAGUUUCCUUGAUGUUAUCUUCUACCUUCCGAUUUUCGUCUCGCGGGAAAAAAUUUUACGCCGCUGAACAGGUCAUACCAAAGAAUUGAAAAUUUGCGGCGAAAACUUCAUUCGGCUUGAAUCGGGCUAGUGAUCGGGGAUUUUAUCUUCCCCACCAUCGACAAAAGAACGUUUUAUCCCUGAUCGUCGACCUGAUUCUAUGCCGGCUCCGCUUUCCUUUCACCGGUUCUUUUGCGUUCGAUCCAUCGCCUCUAUCCAGCGGAGAGAGUGACCUGCGGAUUGACUGACAUCAAUAAUAUAAUUCUUGUUUCCAGAUGGCCCGCAAAACGUUAGCCUGCGGGUUUUUAUAUGUUGCUCCAUCCAACUUAGAUUUUUCCCAACCAAAUCACUCGAGCAAGGUAAGUUAUACCGAUUGAAAUCCAUUUCUUUUUUAUUUUAGAGAUGGCAAAGGCGAUGGUUCAGCCUUUAUGACGAUGGAGAAUUCAUAUUUGCUCUCGAUGAAAAUGUAAGACCAACAUAUUUGGAAGUUAUAUUGUUUUUUAGCCAGACACGGUCCCGCAACUUCGUAUGGACAUGAACAAAUGCAUUCGGGUCUGUUGCGCAGAUGCCAUCACUCAACAUGCACACAGUUUACUGUUAGCCUUCUCUAAUUCUGUUAAUAAUGAAAAUAGUCAUCCAGCAGUUUGCUAUAUAAAGGCCGACAACACUGAAGAAAUUCGAUGGUAUGUUUUUCAAAACAUUACUUUAUAUUUUUAGUUGGGAAAAUGUUCUUCAGACGUUUUCGAACCAAAAUACGAUCCAAAUCACUCCGUCAUGCUCAUUCUCUCUGGACGAAACUCACAAUUCAGAACCUUUAUCAGGCGAUAUUCUACUUGUAGGUUAACACUGUUGUAACUGACUUGAUUUCCUUUAGCCACCAGAUUGUGCGAAUUAUGGUUAUGCGAUAGAACACACAGAUAUUCAUCCAGGAGACGAGUCGGAUGCUGCCUUUUCAAAUACAAUUGGAAGGAAUUCUAUUCGGAAUGAUGAAGAGCCGAAACAAGUUCCCGAUGUAAGUUUUUUUGUAUUAUUUACUUGAGAUUUAGACGUUUAAAAUUGACACUUCAAAUGUUUAUACCCUGCGGAAAGGGUGGCUUACUCUGAGGGGGAAGUCGGAGAACCAAUACCAGAAAUACUGGGUGGUUCUCGCAGGCCUUUCUCUAAAAUUAUACAAGUAAGUUAUCCUGGCCUGGUCUACGUAAUAUUUAGUGAUGUUUGGGUAGAUGAUAAUGCAGAACCGGCUAUUACAAUUGACCUUUCUGAAUGUGAAAAUGUUUAUCCAUCGACUAGAAAUUAUGGCAUUGAAAUCAAAUGUAAAAGGGCUAGAUAUGUGUUGUCAGCCAUGACCCCAGGCAUUCGGGACUCCUGGAUCAGCGCAUUACAGCAGAAUCUUCAUAACCCAUCGCCUAAUUAUCUAAACUCCAUGGAUAACGCUGACGCCGCUACCCAUGACUCCACUGAGAUCUUUUCGUUUACAGUAAGUAUUCACGAGAUACUAAAAGAUUUUUUUAGAAAAAACGGAAACACAUUGCUUAUGUGGCGCCAGAAUCGCAUCACAGUAAUUCGGUUAUGGAUGGAGAACUGUCGUCUACAACAGAUGAAAACGAUGAGGAAAAUCUGACGCGACUGGAAUCUUCGCAACGGAACGGAACCCGGGAAGACAGGUAUUCAUUUUCUGAUUAGUGUGUCCGAUGCCCCUCCAAUUAUGACGGGUGGAUGCGGCUUACAAACGUCGAUUAUGACCCAUGGUCCUAUUAAACGCCCUGCUUUGAGAGUUGGGAAGGCGGCAAGACAUCCAAAUAGCUAGAGUGCUGGACAAAAUUAAACCGCACGUUAGAAAUUGCUGUAACUUUUUUGGUGAUCAAUAGUAAUAUGUCAUAUUUUUCACCUAGUGUCCUACAAAUCUUGUGCCAAAAAUUAUUUCGGGAAAUUUCCACAAUUUAUUGUUAGAAAAACGUUGAAAAAACCCCAAGUUUUGGAGGUUUUCUUUGCGACAAAGUUAUAACCGCACUUAUGAAUUUGGUUAAUUAGCUCAAUUAAACCACUGAAUAACAAUGGCUAAUGUUUAGUUAAAUUACCUGAGGCUUCAUCAACGGCCAGGAAUACUCUGAGCGAGCUUUUUCAAUCUCCUGGCUAAGAUUGUUCCAGAAUAGGAAAAGCGUCUCUUCUAGCUCAGUUACGGUAAAGUAAUGCUUGUUGUCGCGGUGUAAUUCACAAACCAGGAAGCCCCACACGUUCUCUGUCGGAUUUAAAUCCAAGGAACACAUGGGCCCUUCCAGGGUAACGAUUCCUUUCUGUUCAAAGAACAGGUUUGUUGACCAGUUAAUAUAUACGCGAGCAUUUUGCUGUAUUAACGUGUAGCCUGGUUGCCAAUACGGUACCAGAUGCUUGCCUAAGACUCCCUGUUACUCAAGGCUACCCUUGCGUUUUGAUAUGGCCGCCAACGGAAGCAAAUCAUCAACGGGCCACCUCCAACAUUACGGCGCGAGAAGCAACGCUGAUUUUGUGCCAGUAGUAUGAGUAAUGUGUGAAAUCGUCAAGGACAUCGUUUGGCCAUACAAUCUCCGAGGAAUUCGGUACUGUAACGAUGUGAAGCUGACUUUUACCUAAUGAACCUGUUUUGUCAAUUUCACCUUGGCAAUUUCCGACCGCGCACUGAAAAUUAUUAUAUUAUGCAUCCAAAUUCAUACUCUAUUGUAAUUUACCUUUAUUUACAUUCCAGCCGGUUUUCGGACCUUCUAAGUUCAACCGUCGAUGGAAUAAGUCCUGCGGAUAUCUUGUCCCCGUCCUCACGCGCCUUUGAUUCGGAAUCGCCCUUGGGGGACCGAGUUUCCAUCUUGCGGUAUGUCAUGCAUUCAUCGAAUUUUUGAAAUCCCUGUCCGACCGAUGCAGCUCUAUUUUCUCUUCAGCUCCCAGCCCGUUUCGACGUCGCCUAACGGCACUUCAUCUUUUAUUACGAAUGUCAACGACCAGGUGAGAACCCUCAGAGCACAGCUCGCGCAGACUAUCAGUCGACUGAAAGAAGUGGAAAAUGAAAAUUUUAGUCUCCGCACCUUGUUUCCGUCGCCAGAAGUAAGAACUUUUACAUAAACUAUGGAUUGCGUUCUGUAUAUCCUACGCCUUUGAGAUAGGAUACAAAACGAUUUCCAAGGCUCAUUCUUAUUGCUUUUCGUCUCCACUUUCUUUCUACUUGCAGGUGAAGAAAGACGGAGCCGUUCCGGGAUUCAGGUUUUACGGCGAAAUGGAUGUUCUUCAUCCAGGCUACCCACGAACACACAACGAGGGUCCUUUGCAGUUGUAAGUCCAAUCCCUCGUCUUCAGUCAUUUGUUGACGGAACGUCGUCAAUUGGGGAAAAGAGAAUUGGGGAACUGAAAAAUAGGUUUUUUCUUGCAUACGAGUGGCUAGGGAAUAUCAGCACGUGUAGUUACGAUACCGUAUGGCUGCAAAUUUGCGGCUACUGUAAUUUUUUACACCUGGUCCUUGAAUGUUACUUUUAAGCUGAGUAAUAUUGGGGACAAAUGUAGUGCUGAAUGUUUGCUAAUCUAAAUCAGCUACAAGUGAACUGUUUGUUAAUGAUUGCAUUAUUCACUUCAAAAAUUUUUUUUUUGUAUUACGACAUCGUAGUGCUGAAGGUCCUCACCGUAAUAAAGAUAAACAAAACUGUCUGUAUCUUUUAUAAACGCGGUCAUAUUUUUUGAUCUCAAAAGUAGUUGAGUUACCGUAACUCCAUGUUUUGAUAUGUCUUAACGACUUAUAUGCAGGGAAAGAAGUGUUUUGGUUUCCUCAAAUCUCUUUUUCCCCAAUUGUCGAUUUAAAUUUGUUGAUUUCAGGUCCGUUGAGAUCAGCAGACGUUUAGUUUCAUUGUUGAAGGUUCAAGUGGGCGCUCUGUCCAAGGUAUUACAUUCCACGCAGAAUGCUACAAGUUUUAUUUAUCUCCGAAGAUAUGUGGAUAGUCUAAUUAGAACGGUCGCCGGAAUGGACGAAAAUGUCACGCAGGACUUGGCUACGAUGGAGAGAACGUUCGAAGGCGUGAUUUCAGCAUAUGACAAGGUAAUUAACUCUCCAAGGCUUGAAGGAUAAUUUUUUAGUUGAGUUCGGUGAUCGGUUCAACUGAUUCAUCGAACCGUGCCGAAAACAAUGAUGGAGACGACUUACGAAAGGAGAUCCAGGCUUUGGAGGCCGAAAUUGAAAUAAUUCAGGUACGAUACGAGUUACAAAGGUUGUGACUAAAAUUACGAAAGUUAUAGGCUGAACAUGGAGAACAACUUAAACAGCAGCUUCGAGAAUUUGAGAAGCAGUCCAAAAUAUUGGACGAUCGGAUCAGAUGCCUUGAAGCUGAAAACGAUGAUUUAAAGAAUUGCAUUCAACGGAAUGGCUCUUCCACUUUGGAGGAAAGCAUUGAAAAAAUCAAAUCUUCGUAUCAAAAAAUCAUGCAAAACCUGAAGCAGGAGUACGAAGAGAACAUCAAAAAAAUUGAUGAACAUCAUACCUAUGAAUUAGAGGAGGAGAAACAGGCCACAAAGAUCGCCCUUGAUGUAGUCCAAAGAGCACACGAUGAAGAAAUAAGACGUCUGAGAGAAGAGAGACAUCAUCAGAAUUGUUGUUGCAAUCAGAAAGAAGAGCCUUGCAAGGAAGUAAUGCAGAUGAUGCGGAACGAACUCUUGAAUGUUAAGAACUUAUAUUCAUCGAAAUGUACGGAAAAUGCAAGGUUAGAGGAAGAAAUGGCAUCAUUGAAAAGCCUAAGCAGAGUCCAAAUCAGGUGAGAAGGAAACGUUUUAUAGGAAUCAUAAUUUGCAGAGAGCUCAAGUCGGAGAAUGAAUACCUGAGAUCAGAGAUCCGCAUGAAGGAACAAUCUCUGAUGCAGCUUAGAAGAUCACUUGAAGAUAAAGAAAAGGAGCAACUUCCACUUAAGAUACCGAAAAGAACUGCGAGUCUUUCGACAGGUUCGCUCAACAAGACAGAACUUUCUCCAUCUACUGUACCAGAUGUCUCUCAAACUACAGAGGAUGUCGUCUUAAGGCCGCCCAUUCGAAAAGUGAAUCCUAAUCGACGGAAUGGUAAGAAGAAGGACUUUUUUAAUGAGUAAAUGGUUUCAGAUGUUAGGUACUUCAGUAAUCCGAUCAUUCCAAUUUUGAAGGAUAUAAAUACAUCUGCAAAUGCUGAGUCUCGAAAGCUACCUGAAAGUUUGAUGAGUGAGGUGCGUCGAUCACUGGCCGUCCCAGUCAGCGAGCGGCGGAAAUUCUUCGAACGGGUCGCCGAAUACAAUGGCUCGUUCUAAAAUUGUAUAUUAACGGGAAAUUUUUUACGGAAGCAUUCCUUAUUUUAUAUUAAUUAUUUUACUGAAUCCAAGUAAAGAAUAUCAGAUUGUUGAUUCAAUGUUGAUUUGGUUUCAAUAGUCCUCAUUACAUGCGUCGAGUUUUGUACCUACUUGUUGUUCAGGUACGCGAAUCGGGUAAAGUUAUUCUUGGCUCAUGAUUUACUAUAAGAAUGGAGAAGAGAACUUAAAGAAACGACAUGCUUUUCUGUGUCUCCAUAGUCUUGUCUUCUUUCGGCCGAAAAGAGGGGGAGGUCUUUUUCAGAGCCGGAGCUUUGUGUGCGGCGGCGUCUUCGUUACCAGCUGGCUAUUCCAAUCUCCAGCCAAUGUCCAAUAGCGGACUAAGGCUCUUUAACUUCCCGUCUUGCUUCAACCAAAAGUCCUACUCUCAAAAGAAAAAGAAACUCCUCAUCGGAAAACCGUUGGAAUAAGCGGACCGCUGUCCAAGGGGAUUCUCUUGGCCGCCGCAGCACGGGAGUAUAGAGAGAUUGGACGUGUGCAGCUGCGAGCGGCCUCUCGCCUGCACACCCACUGCAUCUAAACUGACUGCCUGGCGGUCUCUCACUCCCCCAUCCUAUCCAUCCUUCUCUUGUCCACAAGUCCGACGCCGUCGCUCGCAGCUCCGCGAAAAUUCCUCUGAGCCCUUCAGGCAGGACCACGUUCGUUUCUUUUUGCGGGGAUCUCGAUCCGCACUCAUCAAGUUGCCCUCAUCCACGUCGCCGGCGUUCCUGACUGUCAUACGGGCCCUGCGUGCUCGAAUACUUGACCGUCGAUUUCUAUCUCGCCCAUCCCGUCCACAUUCGUGUCGCGUUCAAACAGCGGUCCAAAUUCAGAUUCCUACCCUGAUUCGUUCCGCGGAACGGUGGGCCUGGUCCCCACCCAACCCCAGCAUCCUGUCAUGUCGGAACCCACUCUCCAAAAGGUAACAUAAUUAAUCUUGGCCACGUCACUUCCAAUUGGAAUUCUUUUGUUUCUAAUUCACCGAUUUUCAGUUGGACUUGCUGUUGCUCCGACUAGCCGAGGUGGCGCCUCUCAAAACCCACAAAUACUUUCGAGUGGCUGUUCCCCAAGCGUUGACUGGACAGAACUUGGUGCAAAUCCUCCACGAACUCCUCAACCUCGAGGAUUCGACCGAGUCCAUUCAUUUAGCGACCUUGUUGUUACAUUAUGGAUUUAUCUUUGCAGUGAUUGAGCCGUCGAAUGUUGUCAAAGACGACAAUACUCUCUAUCGUAUACAACUUCCUUAUUUUUGGCCAUCUCAUGCCAAGAACGUUGAUAAUAUCGAAUAUGGUGAGUCUGCGAGGAGUACACAUAAUUUUUCAUUACAUUGAUCUGAUACAUCCAAACUGUUUACAACUUAUGUGAUUACAAAAAAUAGUUAGUAUUAGUACAGGGCGCACAGUAUUUUCCCAGGAGACAGAUUUUACUAUUUCUUCUGUCAAAAUGGUUGUUUUUUCACUUGAGGUCACAAAUAAUUAGAACCAACGCUUCGCUUAACGGUUUUACAGUACCACGAACACAAAAUAAAUUAAAAAACUGUUUAAAAAAAUAAUUUGGUAGUUAAUAUUUCAGCAAUUUAUUUGAAUAAACGACUUAUGAGGAACGAACAAAAACAUGGACUGGAAGAAGAAGAGAUCGAACAUUACAAUAAACUGGCUGAACUUCUUGCCCACAUGUGGGGAUUCAUCACAAUUCAGGCUGAAAUGCAGGUCAAAAUCCAGAAAGAAAAAAAGAAAAGCGAGAAGGUUGUAUUUGACAGUGAAGAGAGAGCCUUCUGGCGACUGCGACGUCCUUUUGGCCCAGGACAACCCAACUGUCUAGAAAAAUCAAUGCAGAAAAUAGAACGACGCCUCAGGAAAUGCACCUUACAAGGCCAUCGCCAGCGUGUCGAAAGACUCAAGUUGGCCCUUAAAACAAAGCCCUGGCUGAAGGCCAUGAAGGCUAGCGAUACGAUGGUCGCUUCUGUAGAACAUAUGCAAGAUUACGACUCUUUCUUGUCCGCUCCCCAUCCUCCAAAUCCUUGGAUCACCGACGAUACCUCACUCUGGACUUUGAACACUGAUGCGUAUGUCAUUUUUUUUUUUUUUGAUCUACAAGCUGUGUAUUAUUGUGCAAUUCAUUGUGAAUAUUUCAGUGUUGAGGUCCCAACCGAAAGACGGGUCAAACGAUGGGGCUUGAGUGUUCAAGAAUUGGUCAGAGACUCGAUUGGUCGACAAGUACGUUCUUUAUCUUAGUGAAUGAUUGUAAAGUUUAGGUGCUUGAAACAUUUUUGGAAUCAGAAUUCUCGUCGGAGAAUAUAAGAUUUUGGUCAGCUGUUCAAGAUCUCAAGUAUUCUCCAAAUAGCCAAAUCCAGGAAAAAUCCCAGCAAAUUCGAGACGAUUACCUGGCCCCCGGAGCACCAAAUCAAGUAAACGUUACUUACAACUAGUCAAGGUUAAUUGGUUUAAGGUAAAUGUUGACUCUCGCACCCUCGAAGAAACCCUCAAAUGUCUGGAGAAUCCGAAAGUUCCCCCUCGAUUUGCCUUCUGGUGUGCCGAAGAGCAUGUUUUUACUCUAAUGAGCAAAGACUCUUAUCCAAGGUUCCUUAGAUCACAGAUAUACAAGGGAAUCCUUCAAGCAGCCCAACAACAAGGUAGGUGAGGAUUGUUUUACAAUUACCGAUGAUAUAUAGGAAAGUCGAAGACCUUUAUCAUAUCUAAAUUCAAACCCAGCAAGUAACCGUCCAUUCCUCCUUCAGUACAUCAUCUCAGGUAAGAGUUGAUUUGCCUUUAGCGAUUACCCUUUAGGUAUAUGGAACGACCUUCUCAAUACGGGUCUCACUGCCAAACAGAAAAUCAGUCAAGAAUCACUGCCCAUUCAAUGA